UUGUUGCUUUUUCACCUGUACGAAGACUUUUGUGACUAAGUGUAGGACUGUGUCUGAGACUUGCGUUGAUAUGAUUCGAUAUGCGUCGCUACAGAUGAAAUAAAACGGGAAUUCACUCGCAUUCACUGCGUGGAGUCGUGCGUAUUCGUUUUCAUACAUGAUAGCGGUAGUCUUUCUUGAAACGGCGGUGUUAGCAAAUUGCGAAGACACAUUGAGAUCAAAAUGAGUGGAAAAAUCGUAAAGAAAACUAAAAGUACAAUAUCUCUAGGUAAAAAAUUAAAAAUAUUACGUCGGUUUGAUGCCGGGGGAAAAACCGUAGAUAUUGCAAGAAUUCUUAAUAUACCCGUCCCUACCAUUAGAUCCAUAUGUAAUCGUGACGCAGAAAAAAUCAGAGAAGCUGCAAAAAAUACAAACUCAUUUAUGGUCCAACAAAUUGUAAAAGGCAAAAGUUCUUUAAUUAUGUUAAUGGAAUCUCUCCUCUCUACGUGGAUAGAGGAACAAAAUCAACGUAAAAUACCACUAAGUAGGACCAACAUACAAGAAAAAGCUUUAUCCAUAUUUGAGGAAUUAAAGUCAAAACCCUAACAUGUUCAUAAAGACGAAACUUUUCACGCAAGUCGAGGUUGGUUUCAAAAAUUUAAAUCAAGAGCUAAACUGCACAAUGUAGCAUUGAAAGGAGAAGCGUCCAGUGGAGAUGCAGUAGCGGCCGAAGAUUUUAAAAAUGUUCACAAGAACAUUAUUACACAAGGCGGGUAUUCUACUAAACAAGUGUUCAACGUAGACGAAACUGGUCUCUACUGGAACAGAGAACUUACAUUUCACAACAAGAAAAACAUGCACCUGGCUUUAAGGCAAAUAAAGAACGACUAACUCUUCUUCUCGGGGCUAAUGCAGCAGGUGAUCACCGACUCAAGCCUUUGUUAAUUAAUACUACUCAAAAUCCAAGGGCAAUGAAGAAUCAUCAAAGAAAUUCAUUACCAGUUCAUUGGAGAUGGAACAAAAAAGGAUGGAUGACAGCAACUCUGUUCCGAGAGUGGGUAAGCGAUAUUGCUGUGCCCGAACUUAAAAACUAUUGCUUGAAAGAAAAUCUUGAUUUUAAAAUUUUAAUUCUACUAGACAACGCUCCCAGCCAUCCUCCUGAUCUAGACGAAAUCUGCGAAAACAUAAAAUUUAUUUUUCUCCCGCCUAACACAACGGCUCUUAUACAGCCCAUGGAUCAAGGUGCCAUUUCUAAUUUUAAAGCUUAUUAUCUACGUAGGACGUUCAAACAACUUUUUCACUAUCUCAUUGAUGAAAUCUCAAUCAAAGUAAUAUGGAAGCAGUUUAAUAUUUUAAAAGCAGUCGAAAAUGUUGGAGAAUCUUGGAUAGAAGUCAAACAAAGUUGUUUAAAAGGGGUUUGGAGAAAACUGUGGCCAGAAUUUACUGAAGAUGCCGAAGGAGCAGACACUGAUGACCUCGAAGGGAUUGUCAAUGAUUUGCUUCAAUGCGCAGAAGAGAUACAUUUUGAAGGGAUGGAGGUAAACGACAUUGAAGACAUAAUUUUAAAUCAAGAUGAAGAAGAAAUUGCAUGCGAUGACUUACUACAAAAUUUUACUGCUACAACUGAAGAGGCCACUGAGCAUUCAGACACAGAAAUUACAAAUCAAAAAUUAACAGAAGCGUUUUCAUUAAUCGACAAAGCUGUCGAGAUUUUUAUUAACCACGAUAAGGACGAAAAUCGAAGCAGAACUGUAAUGCUGAACUGCUGUCGCCAAAGAUGUUCAGUGCUACAAGGACCUGUACACUACACGUAUAAUGGAUGUACCUCUAGACAGCAAACUUUGGAUGAUUUUUUAAAAACGUAA
Messenger RNA from Onthophagus taurus, 1844 nucleotides. Its product is annotated as tigger transposable element-derived protein 1-like. NCBI's taxonomy places the organism in Eukaryota, Metazoa, Arthropoda, Insecta, Coleoptera, Scarabaeidae. Gene Ontology annotation, molecular function: DNA binding. The record is from RefSeq and is a predicted model, not a curated record. Gene Ontology annotation, cellular component: nucleus.